Molecule: messenger RNA, 2365 nt
Organism: Protopterus annectens (West African lungfish)
Lineage: Eukaryota; Metazoa; Chordata; Ceratodontiformes; Protopteridae
Gene: E2F1
Product: E2F transcription factor 1
Exons: 7
Coding region: 701-1966 (421 amino acids)
Biological process (GO): G1/S transition of mitotic cell cycle; regulation of transcription by RNA polymerase II
Cellular component (GO): Rb-E2F complex
Molecular function (GO): RNA polymerase II cis-regulatory region sequence-specific DNA binding; protein dimerization activity; DNA-binding transcription factor activity, RNA polymerase II-specific
Source: RefSeq, a predicted model, not a curated record
AAAAACAAGGGGUCGCCUUGGUGGUAUGUGCUGAAGUGAAUAACCGGCAUGAAGUUAGUUGUGUAGGUGGCAUUGCUGCUGCUAUAUUUCUCAGAUCUGAUCGAUUAUAUAUGCAGCGAGUCCGGGGAAAUGAUUUUGAUUAGGAAGUUUUUAUAUGUGUGCCGUUUAGGAGCUGCAAUUUACAAGUGAUCUGUGUGGGAGUACAAGUUAGGAAUGCAGACCAAGCGAUAUACGUGGUGGAGUUGUUGCUGCAUUAUUAUUUUGCGUUACAUUCUGCAAACACUUCAAGACUUAGUUUAUAUUGCUGUGUUUCGUUUUAAUUUCAUAAAGACUGCUUGUAUGCUUCGUUCAUGAUUGAUCAUCUCUUACUUGUUUUCUUUCUGCCCAUUGUUCACGAAUGCUGGAUCUGUGCUGACACGGUGUCAGUAUGCGUCACGGUACGUUUCAGAAAAACAGUUGAUUACUCCCCGCGAAAGCCUGAUUACCACUGUUUUGUACAUGGAUCUUCUAGGAAAGAAUCAGAUGCGUGCAUUUUUCAGAAGUUUCCUGUCGUUAGAAGGACAAUACAUUUGCUCUUUUCUGAUCCGGGUGAAAUCUUUUUCAUACCUGACAUAAGAACGAUGAUGCGACAAGUGACAACUGAUUGAUAGAAAGUGUGUUUGCUAUUAAUUUUGAACGUCUGGCUUUUGGGUGCCAGAUUAUGGAUCAGCAUCCAGUUGGUACUAUCACGGACCUGCAGUCAAUACUAGGGACUGGCACUUUGAAUGUGGUAGAGCAACAGAUUGUCAUUAUUUCAACUCCAGAUAAUGUGGACGAACCAACCACGUCCCAUGAGACAGAGAUCCUGCUAUUUGCCACGCCGCAAAACUCUGCUAAUGUGGGACAGAGGCCGACUUUGGGACGACCUCCGGUGAAGAGGAGGUUGGAUUUGGAGACAGAUCACCAGUACAUUGCAGAAGGAUGUCGCACUCCACAGAGGCAGGCAAAGAUCACACGAGGUGGCAAAUCUCCCGGUGAUAGGUCACGCUAUGACACCUCCUUGAAUUUGACCACAAAGCGAUUUUUGGAGCUUCUGAGCCAGUCUCCUGAUGGUGUAGUAGACCUGAACUGGGCUGCACAGGAGCUGAAGGUUCAGAAGAGACGAAUUUACGACAUCACCAAUGUUCUGGAAGGCAUCCAACUAAUCACAAAGAAAUCCAAGAACCAUAUUCAGUGGCUGGGCAGCAGUCUAUCAGGAGAUCUUACAGCUCAUUAUCAAGCACUUGUGGUUGAAGUCAAUCAGCUGGGAGAAGAGGAGAAGAAACUGGAUGAUAUGAUUAAAAAAUGCACUAUUCAGCUCAAGUUGCUUACGGAGGAUUCAGAAAAUCAAAAGUAUGCUUAUGUAACGUGUCAGGACCUCCGGAGAAAAGCAAAGCUUUCUGAACAGAGGGUAAUAGUAGUGAAGGCCCCUCCAGAAACUCAGCUUCAAGUCUGUGACCCGAAUGAGUCUCUUGGGAUUUCCUUGAAAAGCACAAAAGGACCCAUAGGUGUAUUUAUUUGUCCGGAGGAUGGCUCUGAUGACUGCAGUCCUGUUGGGGGCAUUAGUCCUUCAGAAACAGCUUGUGAACAACCUAAGCCCAGUACAUCCCAUGAAGUAGAGUCAACGUUAAUGCCUGUUCCUCAGAUUGCAUCAGCACCAGUAAAACAAGAACCUGUCCUGUCUAACGACGCCUUGCUGCCUUUGAAGUACAGUCCUGAAGCAGGCCACUUUUCACCGUUACCCUCAACUGACUCUUUUCUGGAGCACUUUCAUUCACCAGAUUUUCCCCUUAACUCAGCAGCAGAUGCAUUCAAAAGUCUUUCACCUCCCUGUUUUCAUGACUAUCAUUUUGGGUUAGAGGAGAACGAAGGCAUCAGUGAACUUUUUGACUGUGACUUUAGUGAUGACCUAACAUCGCUUUGUUUUGAGACCGACAGUAUUCUUUAAUGAAGCUGGAUUUCUUUUGCUGAUUUCCAAACAAAGCUACACUGACAUGAGAAUGUGUUUGCCACCAGUCAUCUGGCAAGACAUAACAUAAACUGUGGAAAACGUGUAGAGAAACAUUGUCAUGUUUGUGAUGUCUUAUCGUCACCUUUAUGGAACAGGCCUGUAACUUUUCUCCAAUGCUCAGCUGGGCAGUUACAGCACUUGAUCGUCAUAGCUUGUGUGCUGCUGCUGCUGCUGCUAGAUAGUGUCGGGCAGUUUGAGGUGAAAUCGCUUUGGAAGCUCUGAAGUAUGUAAACGUGGUCAAGCGGCUUGUUAUUGGGAGAGUUCGGCAUAGGAAAUGUAUUACUACAUUCAGAAACGUAGUAACAUAAGUUCUCCCAUAGUAUCAGCAAAUAAUGU